This is a messenger RNA of Calliphora vicina (urban bluebottle blowfly), 3198 nucleotides long. Its product is annotated as solute carrier family 53 member 1-like. The record is from RefSeq and is a predicted model, not a curated record. The transcript has 8 exons. Gene Ontology annotation, molecular function: inositol hexakisphosphate binding. The coding region runs from base 534 to 2558 and encodes 674 amino acids. NCBI's taxonomy places the organism in Eukaryota, Metazoa, Arthropoda, Insecta, Diptera, Calliphoridae. Gene Ontology annotation, biological process: cellular response to phosphate starvation; phosphate ion transport. Gene Ontology annotation, cellular component: plasma membrane; cytoplasm; Golgi apparatus.
UUGCAUUCUCGCAAGUUUUCGUUGAAAAAACUUAAAAAAAUACUAUCAUUUAUUUACGGAAAAUUACAAAAUUUUCCUGACUAAAAUGCGUGCCUUUACUUAAUUCGUGUUAAAAUAUUUGUUUUGUUUCUAUUUCAAUUUAUAAAGUGAUAUUUUUAUAAAAAUUACUACGAUUAAGUUAAAUGGUGUGAAUUUUGUACUUGAGAAGACUGAGAAACAAAAAAAUAAAAAAAGGAAAAAACACAAAACAAGCAAAUUUAAUAAAUAAAACAUGAUUUUAAGAAUGAAUACGAAGAGCAACUAUUAUUAACGUUGAAAAUAAAGUGUUUGUUGUUAGUGUAUUUGUUGAUGAUUUUGUAACGACGACAACAACAACCACAACAUAAGCAGCCGCAGCAGUAAUAAAACAUUCAAAUGUUUACAAAGGAUUAAAUGUUUAUUUACUAAGCCCUUUUAUAUUUAGAAAUUGAAAAAAGUGAGACAAAAGACCUACGACGAUAAAAACUAAGAUUUGAAUUUUUUAAGUUGCCACCAUGAAGUUUGCUGAGCAUUUAACGGCUCAUAUAACGCCGGAGUGGCGUAAACAGUAUAUUAACUAUGAGGAAAUGAAAGCCAUGCUUUAUAUGGCUGUAGAAGAAGCUCCCUCUGUUGAUAGUGUGGAAGAUGAAGUUUUGAAAAGGCAUUUUGCCAAUUUCGAUGAAAAUUUUUUCCAUUAUUGUGAUAAAGAAUUGAAAAAGAUCAAUACAUUCUAUUCGGAAAAAUUAGCCGAAGCUACACGUAAAUUUGCCACAUUAAAAGCAGAACUGAAAACUUGUAUCGAUGAGUCUGAACGCAGUGCAAAAAAGUCGAAAGCUUUAAAGAAAGCUGGCUUGCCACAUCGCAAGGCCCAAGAGUUAAAGCUCGCAUUCAGUGAAUUUUAUUUAAGUUUGAUUCUAUUACAAAACUAUCAAAAUCUUAAUCACACCGGCUUUCGUAAGAUUCUUAAGAAACAUGAUAAAUUGUUGCGUGUUGAUACUGGUGCUAAGUGGCGUCAGGAUCAUGUUGAAGCUUCACAUUUCUUCAUCAACAAGGAUAUCGAUAAUAUAAUCAAUGAAACAGAGACAACAGUUACCACAGAAUUGGAGGGUGGUGAUCGUCAACGUGCUAUGAAACGUUUACGGGUUCCUCCACUUGGCGAACAACAGAGUCCUUGGACAACAUUUAAAGUGGGAUUAUUUUCGGGAUCAUUUAUUGUUUUGGGUAUUGUGGUGGUAUUGUCGGCAAUUUUCCACGAUAUAAGUGGAGAAAAUCUAAAAGUUACGUUUCGUCUGUAUCGCGGUCCCCUGUUAAUAAUCGAGUUUAUAUUCCUGAUUGGUGUCAAUAUAUAUGGUUGGCGUUCUUCGGGUGUUAAUCAUGUACUUAUAUUUGAGUUAGAUCCAAGAAAUCAUUUAUCGGAACAGCAUCUUAUGGAAUUAGCAGCUAUUUUUGGUGUCAUUUGGACAUUAAGCAUGUUGAGUUUCCUUUACUCGGCCAGUUUAAGUAUUCCGGCGUUUAUAAAUCCUCUUACUUUAACCAUUAUUAUGGUGCUAUUUUUAAUAAAUCCCUUUCAUGUGCUGCAUCAUGAUGCACGGUUUUGGUUGUUAAGAAUAUCGGGUCGUAUGAUAGCAGCACCAUUCUUCCAUGUAGGAUUUGCUGAUUUCUGGCUGGGUGAUCAGUUGAAUUCCUUGGCCACAGCUUUAUUGGAUUUUGAGUACUUAAUAUGUUUCUACUUUACCAAUGGCAAUUGGUUUGAGGCUCGUGAUGCUUCAAUUUGCAUGGAAAAGGACUUUAUAAUUAGACCCAUAUUUAGUUGUCUACCAGCUUGGUUCCGUUUCGCUCAGUGCCUCCGACGUUAUCGUGAUACACGUGAAGCUUUUCCUCAUUUGGUAAAUGCGGGAAAAUAUUCUACCACUUUUAUGGUCGUAAUAUUUGCAACUUUAAAAAGCUUCAAUAGUCGUUAUUAUUCCAAUACAUUUGACAAUCCUUAUACAUGGUUGUGGAUUGUGGCUUCGGUGACAUCUUCUUGUUAUUCUUACACCUGGGAUAUAAAAAUGGAUUGGGGCUUGUUCGAUAAAAAUGCUGGCGAAAAUACUUUCUUAAGAGAAGAAAUUGUAUAUUCUUCAACUGGUUUCUAUUACUUUGCUAUAGUUGAAGAUUUAUUGUUGCGUUUCAGUUGGGCCUUGUCGUUUUAUGUAACCGAAAUGAAAUAUUUAAGCGGCGAUAUUAUGACUUCAAUAACUGGAAUUUUGGAAGUUUUCCGUCGCUUUGUUUGGAAUUUCUUCCGUCUGGAGAACGAACACUUGAACAAUUGCGGUAAGUUCAGAGCUGUGCGCGAUAUUUCUAUAGCUCCCAUAGACUCGUCAGACCAAACCCAAAUACUACGAAUGAUGGACGAACAUGAUGGUGUUAUUAAUCGCUACACAAAAACCAACCGUCCAAAACCCAAAAAAUCUAAAGACCCCGAGAAGAGAAGUCUUCUACAACCCCGUGGUUCCCUACAGGAUCUCACAAUCGACAUCGAUGGCACUAAAAAACUUUAAAGCGAAAAAAAGUCUAGCCAAAUAAUAAUAAUCACUUAAUAAUUUUAAUUUAUUUUAGUUCAAAACAGCAGUUAAGUUCAAUAGUUAAUUUUAAUUUGCCUUUAGUUUAAUUCCAAUUUUUCAUUUCCUUUAUUAUUGUCGAGUACUUAAAAGCCAUUAAGAAAAAGCAAAAAGACCUUUUUAAAAUGCCAUAAACUUAAAACGUAAUUUUUUUUAAGGCAGUAUUACUUAAAACCUAAACUAAACAAAUGAUCUUCCUCGUGUUUCCAAAUAUAAUUGAUGAUACCACAUUACAUUCCUAACGUUUAUAAAGAACAUUAAAAAUUAUAACCUUUAUUGUUUUUGUUUUUUUGUUUCUCCCAAAUUGUAUGUAUUUAGUAUAUUUUGUAUGUGUAAUUUGAUUUUGAUUUCUUUACUGUAAGUGCUAAAGUUAAUGUUUCUAUCUAUCAACAAGUUUUGUUACAAAACUUGGCUCGUUUUAUUGAUGAGCUCUAAAUUUACUUAUACAUAAUUAAUAUUAAUUAAAAUGAAAAACUAUAGUUUACAUUUACAAUAUAAAAAAAUAACUAAAUCGUGAGUAAUAUUAAGAAGGAAAACAAAAAUGUAAAAUAUAAAAUCAAUUUAAAGCAAAAAAAAAAAA